AUGACGUCCAAAGAUAUACGAACGCUCUACGAUAUCGGAUCGAAAGAAGAUGGCCUACGAGCCAACGCCAUCCUUCAAACUCGUCCUCCUUGCUCCAACGUGGAUGCUGCAGGCUUCAACUGUUUGACUGUUGUGGUCCGACGCAUCUACAGUCACUGCUUGGUUCAAGAAGGAUAUGAUGCCUCGCCCGGAUGGCUCAAGAAGUCGGAAGGUUCAAACCCCAUCCUGAGUCAUGCGUGGCAUAAGUUUGGGCAAACGUCAACGGAAGCGACAGAAGGUGAAGAGGAUAGGAAACGUGCUUUUGCAAAGCUUCGUGACCUUACACUCGACCCGUAUUCUUGUUUCGAGAAUCUUUGCCACUCCAAGUUGAUGAACUGUACCCUGUGGGCACAGAAUGUCUUUCGUCUGAUCGAUCAUCUUCACGGGUUGAACACUGGCAAUGAAGUCAAGGUGAAACCAGAUGUGAUCGCUCAAAUGAGCUUGCUGGAGCUCGAUCACGUCAAAUCUCCCGAAAUGACUCUUGACGACGCCGUUGAUAGAGCUUUUGGUGUGAUUGACCUCCACGAGCCCGUCGUAUCAAGGCCCGCUCGCCCUUGGGCCGUUCGCGUCCUCUACCAUUCACAUGGUGAAGAGGAACGACGGUUAGGGUUGAAGGACCUUCGAUAUUUACAACUUCCUGUCUGGGAGGAGGACUUGGAAAGCUCCGAACUUCGUUUCCAUCAAGUUGGGAAGACUUUUUACAGCCUCAUGGCCAUCGUUCGGCUUCGGGAUGAGGUUUACCCAAAGGAUUUCGUUCGUACGUAUUCGCCGCAUGGGUGUAACAUCGUCUCUGAGUAUGAGCCAUUGGCUUUCAUGGAAAGCAAAUGGAGACUCACAGGUCCGUCAGCUCGGUACAUGCUCUUUUAUGGGUAUAUCGAGGGGGAGCCUGAACCAGAAAGAAAAUCCUCGGCUCCGUUACAUGAGGUCGCCAUGCCGGAACGGUUAGAUUCAGGAGAUAUCGAUGUUCUGAAUAAAUACCUCGGCGGCUUCAAACCUUUCUCUGCCAAGCCUUCAGGUGGCCCUUCAAACUCUCAACAGAAGGGGUAUCAAGGUCUGCAGACUCCUCAAAAGCGACCUGCCCCGGGGUCCAGCCAACAAACUGGAUCGCAAGAGCAGGAGAACCCACAGGGUGAACGCGAGCCUCCGCGCAAGAGGAAGCGAAACAAAGCCAAGAAUAAGGGAAACCCUCAGAGUUCUCAAAGCACUCAGCCUGCUCCCCACGAGUCAGAGGUACGACGUGAUGCUCGUCGAGAUUGA
Messenger RNA from Fusarium sp. VM40, 1296 nucleotides. The record is from the annotation of a GenBank genome assembly. Lineage: Eukaryota; Fungi; Ascomycota; Sordariomycetes; Hypocreales; Nectriaceae.